ACGCGCCUUCGUUUCGUUAUCGCAGCCGGGGUUUCUGGUGACGUCACGCAGGAAAGUACACAUUCUCACGGUGCCGCCGCCGCUUGUCGACAACCGAAAACAAACCGGACUGCACCCGUUCAUACCGAAACAACGGCUCAUGACACGCUCGUAGACACACACGCUUGGAGUUUGUGCAGUUUGUAAAGAAAAACAAACAUGGAGAAACCUCCGUUCAGGCAGAACCAGAACUGCGGAGACUGGGAGCUGAAAGAGAGGCUCGGCAUGGGCGGGUUCGGCAAUGUUUACCUCUACCAGCAUCAUGUAACGAAUGAAAAACUAGCUCUGAAAAUGUGCCGCCUGGAGCUCACACCAAGAAACAAAGACAGAUGGACCAGAGAAAUCCAGAUCAUGAAAAAGUUAAAUCACAUCAACGUCGUGACAGCUCGAGAUGUCCCAGACGAAAUGUUGGACAUAAGCUUAAAUGGUCUUCCACUCUUGGCCAUGGAGUACUGCUCCAGGGGAGACCUGAGGAAGAUCCUGAGCAAACCUGAAAACUGCUGCGGUUUGAAAGAGAGCGAAGUGCUUUCAUUACUCAACGAUGUUGGAUCUGGUAUCCAGUAUCUCCACGAAAACAAGAUCAUACACAGAGACCUCAAACCUGAAAACAUAGUGCUGCAGGACAUCAACGGAAAGCUGGUUCACAAGAUCAUUGACCUGGGCUACGCUAAAGACCUGGACCAGGGCAGUCUGUGCACCUCCUUCGUUGGCACACUUCAGUACCUGGCGCCCGAGCUGUUUGAGAACAAGCCAUACACGGUCACCGUGGACUACUGGAGCUUCGGCACGAUGGUGUUUGAAUGCAGCUGUGGUUUCCGUCCGUUCCUGCACAACCUUCAGCCCGUGCAGUGGGCGAGCAAAGUGAGGAAUAAAGGUCCAAAGGACAUCAUGGCUGUGGAGGACGUGAACGGAGAAGUCAAGUUCUCCACGCACCUCCCGUACCCCAACAAUCUGAGCAGGACGCUGUUGGAGCUGUUGGAGUCUCUGCUCCAGCUGAUGUUAAAGUGGGAUCCUAUCCUGAGAGGAGGCAAAAUCAGCGCCGACACCAAGAGGCCGAAGUGCUUCGAAGUGCUGGAGCAGAUACUCAGUAUGAAGGUCGUCCACAUCCUGAACAUGACCACCGCUCAGGUUCACUCCUUCCAGCUGACCCCGGACGAGAGUCUGCACAGUUUACAGAAGCGCAUCGAGGGCGAGACCAAGAUCGAAGUCGUGAACCAGGAGCUGCUGCAGGAGACGGGAGUGUCGCUGGAUCCCAGGAAGCCCGCCGCGCAGUGUGUCCUCGAUGGCGUGAGAGGCUGGGACAGCUACAUCGUCUACCUGUUUGACAAGAGCAUCACCACGUACUCCGGUCCCUUCAGUGCCAGACAACUUCCCGACAAAGUCAACACUAUCGUGCAAGAAGCCAAGACGCAGCUGCCCCUGGUGGUGUUGAAGAAGGUUUGGGGUGAAGCGGUGAGCUACAUCUGUGGCCUGAAGGAGGACUACAGCAGGCUUUUCCAAGGACAGAGGGCCGCGAUGCUGAGUCUCCUGCGCUACAACACCAACCUGACCCGGUGUAAGAACAGCAUGUUCGGCUUCUCUCAGCAGCUCAAGGCCAAGCUGGACUUCUUCAAGAGCAGCAUCCAGUACGACCUGGAGAAGUACAGCGACCAGAUGCACUACGGCAUAUCCUCCGAGAAGAUGCUGAAAGCCUGGCAGGAGAACGAGGAGAGAGCGGCUGCUUUUGCUCAGGUGGCGGAGGUGAGCCAUCUGGACGACGAGAUCAUGGCGCUGCACUCGGAGAUAGUCGAGCUUCAGAGGAGCCCGUACGCUCGUCGCCAAGCAGACAAGAUGGAGCAGCUAGAGGAAAAGGCCAUCGAGCUCUACAAGCAGCUGAAGAUGAAAUGCAAAACGCCUGAACCAGACGUGAGCAGCGACAGCUCCGAGAUGGUGAAGGCGAUCAUCCAGACCGUCCAGAACCAGGACAAGGUGCUCAAAGAUCUGUACACACACCUCAAAAAGAUCCUGUUCAGCAAACAGAAGAUCAUCGACUUGUUUCCACGAAUCGAGAAAACCCUGGAGAGCAUAAAGGACGCCGACAACACCGUGAUGCAGAUGCAGAUCAAGAGGCAGCGAGAGUUCUGGCAUCUACUGAAGAUCGCCUGUGCUCAAAACUCGUCGAGGAACUCGAUAGCAGCCAGCCCCGAGUCGUCCAACCUGCUGCAGGUUUCUCAGUGGUCACAGUCGGCGCAGCCCGUCAGCUCCCCACAUCCCCUGACAUCCCUACCAGGGCCAAACGACAGCGAUGCUGCGCCACGUCUGCUGCAGGAGAACCAGAAGUACCUCACUCAGCUGACCAGCCUGAUGCAGGAGGCUGCAGACGACCAGAACAAAAGCAUCGUGGACCAAGACUGGAGCUGGACGAAAUACGAAACUUUAACCACAAAGUUAAAAAAGAGAAACGCGUGAGCACCGUCGCCUCGUCCUCCAUCCUCCUCUCCCUCCUCUUCCUCCCUCCCUCCUCCGCCUGUGCUCCGACUAACACUAAAGACUGUCAGCAGAGCGGCGUCACGCUUCGUACAGCUGUACACGGACUUCACGUGAGUUCACACACGCUCAGCGUCUCACACGGUGGAAGGUUCGAUCAACCAGCGCAGCUCCACCUUUUUUUUGUUUUUCUUUCCACAUUCAUCACAAUCAAUAAACAGAAUAACUGUUAUCGCAGAAGUGUAGCAGCAGGUUUGGAGGGUUUGAGAUGGAUCGAUCACACGGGGGGGAGAGUGUCGGCACGGAAACAUGGGAACUAGUUCAAACUUGUGACACGCAAGGAAAACACAGGAAGUGGUCGCGGAGGGGGGGGCGGCGGGGCGGGGCGGAGGGGUCGCGGAGGAAAUCACAAUCAAGCAAACAGCACUUUGAUACUCCCAUGUAUCCUCUCUGUGAAGAGCGGCGUCGCUCCGGAUGAAAACGUUCCAGGCUGCCAAAAAAAAAGUCUCAGAUUUACAGCGAAAGCAAACAAAGUGUUUUCAUCGCUCGUCAUCGGUUUGUUUCAUUCUUCAGUCUGAGCUUCAGAUUCUAUAUAAAUGUUAUUUUGAUUUAGUUUAUUUUAAAAAUAAAGUGUUAAGUCACGUGGCUGGCCAUUAUUAUUGUUUCUACACAAUGUUUAUACUGUACGUCUUUUUACUGUCUCAUUUAUGUGCACAUGAUGUUUCACCGCACGCUUCACGCCGCGUUCGUGUCACGUACGGUUUCAGAUUAAAAGCAGAUUUUUAAAGGAGUCUCCAUCGUCGGCGCUUGAGGCCAAAUUACACCGAGCUGAUCGCGGUUGUAGUCGAGGUUUCAAAGCCCACAGGAGGCGCCGCGGUCUGUUUUUUAGAAGCCGCCGGUCUCCACUCGUUUUAUUUUUCCGGUUGACUUUCAAAAUAAAACAGACUUAAGAUCAUAAAAACAAUUUAACCACGUAGCAUAUUUACACAUGUCGGAGCACACGAAGCAGAAAAAUGAUCAAAUUUGAGCGAGUUAACAAAGUUAGAACAGACCAGAACAGACGGAUGGUAACCCGGCGCUUUGUGUAGCAGAUCCAUGAAUGUCACAUUCAUGGACGUGUCAUGAGUUUCCGGUCUUCACACUCUAAUAUGCAGCAAACAGGCGGACGGAAACACUCUUUAUUAACCCGUUUGUAACCAAGACGGCACAGAUAUGAAACAUUUCUUUGUCUUUUAUGACGGUAAACUGGAUAUGUUUUGAUUUGGGACUGCUGCUUGAGCAAAACGAGCUUUUAUAAUAAGUCUAAUAAGAGUCUGUUAAUAAAUUAAUUAACCAGGAGAUCAAUUGAUAACAAAAGUCCAGUUUGAUGCUUUAAUGUCAGAGCUCAGUGAUUCGAUGAUGUAAACUCUUGAAGGUCAACUGCAAACGUUAUAUUUUUGGAUAAUUUGGUAAUUUUGUCAGAUUAACAGACAGAUUCAGACUUAAUUAAUUAAUUAAUUCAUCCAGCGAGCCUUAAAAUCCAAACUCAUUCAGCUUGAAAUCAUAUAAAAACAAAGAAAAGUGAAGCUGUAACGAGAGAAAAUGAAAAAUCGAUCAGUUAUUGAAACGUUUUUCAGAAUAAUCAGUCGUCUGAUCCUCUGAGCUCCCACGUGACGUGAACGCGGCGUUAAACGUGGAGGCGCGGCACCGCCCGGUUUCCAUCGACCCCCGCGGUGAAACAAAAACGUGAAUGAUCGGAUCAGAGAGCUAAACGGUUGAAUGUACUGCAGUUACACCGAGAGGUGGCAGCUGAAUCGUCACGUGGUUUCUUCGAGGCCAGAGAGAAAUUAUUAAAGAGUCGUAUUUAUGAAGUUAAAGUGCAAUGGAAAAGAUUUUUUUUAUUUUAUUUAAGUAACUCAGAUUGUCAGUUUCCAUUUGAGUUUUUGUUUCCAUCUGAUGGUUUAAAUUUGUCUCUGAAUGUUUAAUUUUUUUUUUUUAGAUUUCAUUGUAUAAAGAUCAAAUGUUUGCCUGGUAAUGAAAUAAAACAACUUUGGCAUGAAUCCGA
Larimichthys crocea (large yellow croaker) is the source of this 4549-nucleotide messenger RNA. RefSeq names its product inhibitor of nuclear factor kappa-B kinase subunit alpha. Gene Ontology annotation, cellular component: IkappaB kinase complex; cytoplasm. The record is from RefSeq and is a predicted model, not a curated record. The transcript has 22 exons. Gene Ontology annotation, molecular function: ATP binding; IkappaB kinase activity. Gene Ontology annotation, biological process: positive regulation of transcription by RNA polymerase II; peptidyl-serine phosphorylation; tumor necrosis factor-mediated signaling pathway. NCBI's taxonomy places the organism in Eukaryota, Metazoa, Chordata, Actinopteri, Sciaenidae. The coding region runs from base 199 to 2487 and encodes 762 amino acids.